AUGUCGACUUCAUCUGGCUCUGGCUCGACCGGCCUCACACCCACACCCACAUUCCCCUCGGCUCCGAUCCUUUGGCUUCCCUGGAACAAGUGGGAGACCGUUGGUGUCCGUAUCUCUCGAUUACCAAAAGAGGUAGCUAUACGAGACCUAUGGGAGGCCUUUUCCAAGGAAGGCGAGAUCUGUUCCAUUGAUAUCUUUGAUGACCGCCAUGGAGAAAGAAGCUCAAAGGGCCGGGUCCGCUUCAAACCAGCUCCCACAAAGGCUUUCUGGCAAAGUGGCAGUUACGAUAUCCGUCUAUCCAGCGGGCGCGUCGUAACUCUCGUUGUGGCGCUAGACUUCACCGCGCCGAGUGCCUUCCUGAAAAGCCCCAGCCGCGAGGAUGUAGUAUAUCCUAGGGAAUGUCAAGAGCUACCUUGCAAGAGGUUUGAUGUUGGUGUCCUCCUGGACGAAUCAACCGCCUGCGCCAUGCGUACUUUCCACCGAGAUGCAGCGCCCAAGAUGGCGGUUGAUGUCCGUUCAAAGGCAUUGCUUGCCUACUUCAGCGCCACUGUACAUGAAGCCAGGCCAUUUACUCUAGGCUCACCGGAAAUCAGCCCAUCAACCUUCAGGUUAAAGAUACCCUUCCCCCAACUCGUGCGAGUGUGGGAGACUUAUCAUGCGAACUCCCACGAAGUGUCUCUUACCAUUAUCUUGGACUCUCCCCCUGUGUAUCACCGACAGUCCACGGAUAUUCAGGCUACCUUUAGUACUGAGAGCAGCUGGCGAGAGACGGAUUUGUGGAUGCGUCAAACAUCUAUCGCCCACAAUCUCGGGUCUCAAGACCAGGCUAGGGUCAGCCUGCGCAAAUCAGGUCAGAUCGUUGAUCUUGGCAGAUGGAAUGUUUUCAAGUUUUCAUUCUCUACCAUGGACCUCCCGGAACAAGACUACAAGAUUCUUAUGGAGAUGUUGAAAGAUCACAAUAUCAUCGUCGAGAAUGGGAAGCAUUUCAGAACCAUAACGCAGCGCCCGGAGCCUGUGUGGCGCUGGAUUGACUUAUUCGACUCAAGAGGGCGGUUCCGCUCGACCCUCGAAGACCUGGCUCAUCACGAUUAUGUUUAUCUUCCAUUUGAAGUUCGGUACCAACUGGAGGUUUGCCUUUCCCAUCGGCAUCUCUCUGAAUUCACCAUGCCGCGUCAAUUUGUUGAGAAGCUCAUGGAACUGGGAGUUGCCUCGGCCGUAAGACUCCUGGAGCAUGUUGCCACGAACAAAAGGAAAUAUCUCGAUCCAAUGGAGAUCUUCAAAAUCAAGUAUCCUAAGGGUAUCUCUGAUUCGGUUAUUCCAGGCUACUGCUGCUUCAUGCGCACUGCACGGGUCACGCCAACAACUCUUCACUACAACACCCCCACAAUCGACACCUCGAAUCGAGUAACCCGUAACUAUCAGGAGUUCCUCGAUCGCUUCCUUCGUGUUCGAUUCACCGACGAAAAGACACAAGGUCGUAUCUAUUCAACCUAUUUCGCGUCAAAUGAUGAGGUAUUUGCUCGGAUCAAGAAAACCUUGACAAACGGUAUCAGAAUUGGCGAUCGUCACUACGAAUUUUUGGCCUUUGGUAACUCCCAGUUCCGUGAGCACGGUGCUUAUUUCUUCGCUCCGACCCCCAACCUCACAGCUGCCCAUAUUCGAGCCUGGAUGGGUCAAUUCAGUCACAUCCGAAAUGUCGCGCGAUAUGCCGCACGGUUGGGACAAUGUUUUUCGACCACGCGAGCUCUUGCUGGCUGUAAGGUCAGCGUCAAACAGAUUCCCGACAUCACUCGGAACGGGCACUGUUUUUCUGAUGGUAUUGGAAAAAUCUCGAAGUUUACGACCAGAGUCAUCGCGGCGGAAAUGGGUAUCUCUGAUCCCUAUGGCCAGCCUCCAUCAGCUUAUCAGUUCCGGCUGGGCGGGUGCAAGGGCAUGUUGACUGUUUCAUCUGACCUGAUCGCGAACGAUGUGCACAUUCGACCAAGCCAAAUCAAAUUUGAGGCUGAACAUCAGCGCCUGGAGAUAAUUCGAUGGUCACAGCUCUCUGCAGCGACGCUCAAUCGCCAGUUGAUCUUGGUUCUAUCAGCUCUGGGUGUUAAAGGCCAAGUCUUUCACGACAGGCUCAAUACCAUGUUAGAGAGCAUCAACUUCGCCAUGGAUAGUGACAAACAGGCCAUCGAAUUACUUCAAAAGUUCAUCGACCCUAAUCGGAUGACGCUGGCGCUGGCGAAAAUGGUAUCGGCCGGGUUCCGAAGGACGAAUGAGCCUUUCGUCAGUUCCUUCCUUGCUCUCUGGAAGUCGUGGCAUCAGAAAAACCUCAAGGAGAAAGCAAAAAUUCUGAUUGAACAGGGUGCAUCACUUCUUGGGGUUCUUGAUGAAACGGGGACUCUCAAGGGUCACUCCGAUCGCCAGGUUCCCCACCAAAGGUUAAGAGAGGAUGAGAGGCUAGCACUUCUCCCGGAGAUCUUUGUCCAGAUCAGCAGCAUAGAGAAGGGUGUCCGUCCCAGAGUCAUCCAGGGUGUGUGCAUCGUCGCUCGGAACCCGUCGCUGCAUCCAGGCGAUAUCCGUGUUGUGCGUGCUGUUGAUUGCGAGGCACUCAGGCACUUAGUUGAUGUGGUCGUAUUUCCACAGAAUGGUGAUCGAGCGGUCACAAGUAUGUGCUCUGGAGGUGACCUCGACGGCGACGACUAUCUGGUUAUCUGGGAUCAGGACCUCAUCCCUAAGAUAUGGCACACAAAGCCUCUGAACUAUGUCACCCGCAAGGCUCCAGAUCUGGACCGCGAUGUGACCAUCAACGAUAUCACUUCGUUUUAUGUCACGUACAUGAAGAAUGACAGCUUGCCACGGAUUGCUCAUGCUCACAUGGCACAUGGGGACUAUCUCGUAAAUGGUGUCUAUGAGCCGAAGUGCAUUCGCCUCGCUCAAUUGCACUCAGAUGCUGUGGAUUACAACAAGACAGGAAUCCCUGCUGUCAUGGAGAGAGGCCUCGAACCACGCAUCUGGCCCCACUUCAUGGACAAGAAGAAGAAAAAACAAACCUACCAUUCCAGGAAGAUCCUGGGUCAACUGUACGAUGUUGUGAAAACUGAGGAUUUCUCGCCAAAAUUGAGCAAUCCGUUCGACACCCAGAUCCUUGAGUGCAGCCUGGUGGAGGAAAGCAAGAAAUUCGAGGUCUUUGCCAGUGAGCUGAAGGUGAACUAUGACACGUCAAUGCGACGGAUCAUGGCGCAGUAUGGUAUUCAGACCGAGUUUGAGGUCUGGUCAACAUUCGUUCUCGGACACAACUCCAUGUGCAGGGACUACAAACUGUACGAAGACCUGGGCAAGGUCUCAAGUGGCCUUAAAUCGGGCAUUCAAGAGCAGUGCUACAAGCAUCUUGGAGGGAAGCGAGAUUUUGGGCACCUUGCGCCCUUGGCAGUCGCCAUGUAUCGCAUCACUCAUGAACAAGUGGAGGCUGCGCUUGCAACGCUGCGAGGCGAAAAUGGUUACGAUGACCAGGAUGAAGUUCAAGGGCUGUCCGACGAGCAGGAAAUGGAGAUCAGCAGACUGCCUUUCAUCAGCUUCCCUUGGGUUUUUGAUAGCGUCCUGUGCAAGAUUGCAUCGAGCCCCGUCGAUGAGCUGCGCAAUGCACUGGCUGAAGCCCAGGCCGUCGAUACCAGAAAGUCCCAGUCCAAAUUCUUCACUCACACCGAGGUCAUGAAGAUGGUUGGCCGCUCUGGCAAUGUUUUCACUACUAAGCUUGACAGAGAUGAAGCUGAGACCAUACGUGCAGAAAUCGGGCCGCACGAGCCGGAUCAUUUCGGUGCGCACGAUCUCUACGAGAACGAUCUCUAUCAACAGACUCUCGGCAAUGGUCCCUCUCCGGCUCGCAAAGAAGAGAAACAACUGGAUGACGAUAAGGACCGGGAUAUCAUCGCGACCGUGAAGGACGACGAAACCUCCAUAAUUGACAAGAGCUCCGUGAUGGCCAACGAGCUGAUAGAGAGUGUCAAGGAAGGUACUGAGGGGCCUACUGAGGAAGCUGGCGAUGAGGAUGACGAUGAGGAUAUUGGAAACUUGGAAAUUGUCGAGAUGGAAGGCGAUGUAAAGCCUUCUGCAAUUGACGAGUUGAUGAGAUUGGUAGGAAACGACUACGAUGCGGAUGAUGAAGACGACUGGUGA
This is a messenger RNA of Penicillium subrubescens, 4161 nucleotides long. RefSeq lists its product as uncharacterized. Gene Ontology annotation, cellular component: nuclear RNA-directed RNA polymerase complex. The coding region runs from base 1 to 4161 and encodes 1386 amino acids. The record is from RefSeq and is a predicted model, not a curated record. The transcript has 4 exons. Gene Ontology annotation, molecular function: RNA-directed RNA polymerase activity; RNA binding. Lineage: Eukaryota; Fungi; Ascomycota; Eurotiomycetes; Eurotiales; Aspergillaceae. Gene Ontology annotation, biological process: siRNA processing.